UGGGCAAAUCAGAGCUGCCUCGUCGGGAAACGAUUUCAAGGAGGAAACGCAAGUGGAGCUCUGCACAUCGUCCAGAUUUCUUCGGUGGAAUUAAAAACGUUUUUACGUUUCGCGUGGGCUGAAGUCGCUUUCAGAAUGAAUACGAUGUGAAAAAUCGGUGGCUGGUUUGGUUUGACUCGUUAAUAAAUCAAGAGGAAGACAUAUUUAAAUCUUGAAUGAUUUCUUUUGGCUGUAGAUCCCCGAGCAAAGAUCGUUUUGGGGCUGCAGCAGAGAGAGGCCGAAGGAAAACACGGCAACGACCAUAUUUGCUAACCCGCUCAGCAUGAACCUCAUCGGUGGCUACCAGCAUCACCACCACCUGAUGCACGAACCCUUCCCCUUCGUCCAGCGGUGUCACCAGGAUGCGCCGUACUUCCAGAGCUGGGUGGUAAACCACGGCGAAGUGCCCCCUGAUUUCCAGAUUCAGGCGCCGUACCCGGCCGCGGAGCUGGGAGCGCCAGGAGCGACGCACGAUGCCCGGCUGGAGGGGCUCCAGGCCGGGAUGGGGAAGAGGAGAGCGUCGGGGCCGAAGAAGGAACGCCGGAGGACGGAAAGCAUCAACACAGCUUUCGCCGAGCUGAGGGAGUGCAUCCCUAACGUGCCGGCUGACACAAAACUGUCAAAAAUUAAAACUUUACGCCUGGCGACCAGUUACAUCGCGUAUCUGAUGGACGUCCUGGCCAAAGACUCCGGGGAGACGGAGGGCUUUAAGGCCGAAAUUAAGAAAUUUGAAAACCGGGAUUUGAAAAGAAAACGGGAGCUGACUGACGACCUGCAGGAGUCUUUAGGAUCCGAGAAGAAGGUGAAGGGCCGGACCGGGUGGCCGCAGCAGGUCUGGGCCCUGGAGCUCAACCAGUGACCUCCAUUUCUCCAUCCAAAAAUAAAUACAUAAAAUAAAGUAAACCUCCGCAGAGACUCUGGACACAAAUCAGAUUUAAAGUAAAAGAAACCACUGACUGAAACAGAGCACACCGCUGUGGACGUAAAGGCGCUGCGCAAAGAAAGAAAGAAACCGAAUGGACAACACGGGGAUAAAAGGUGGAGGCACGGUGGAGAACAGACAUCUUCUUUUCUCCUGGUGUGGUUUCUAAGCCGACUCACAAAUCUGACUGUAGGUGUUUGAUAUUUGUGGUAUUUCUGCUUUCUUUAUGUUUUCCAACCCUGCGGACCAGAUGUUGCGAUGGAGGGUGUCAAAAACACAUCUGUCUCCCUUUUAAAUCUGCGUUUAUCGGACGCUGUCUUCUCAUUUUAAGCAAAUGGAGCAUAAAAUGAAUAAAUUAUAAGAAAAAGGAGAAAUGAAGCCAUUUAAAUUUAAAUAUGUUUAUUUUAACUUCGAGCUGCAUCAGAAUCUUUUUUUUUUAUCGCGUUUCUGGUGCGAUUUACCAUUUUUGUUUUCAGAUCAGAGAAACAGGAGUUGAUUUCUCGGUGUUUGUAAUUUAUAGAUUUUUGUACAACCAGGAGGUAAUCAUAACUUUCAGUUCUGUGCGUGUUGGCGUGUUAGUCGUCACUUUUUCUUUUCUUUGAAUUGUUUUUUUAAAUUUAAUUACUUACCCUGAACUUACUGUACUCACUUUCAUUAAUGUAAACCAAAAACGUGUACAAAACAAGAACAGGGAAUAAUUACAUCAAAAUAAAAUUAAAAUGUGAUAUUAUCUUUUAAAUCAGGGAUAGAGUAAGUUCUGACAAAUUCAGAUGUUUUGCAGAUGUUUGGAUUUUAACAUGCUGGCCUCUCUUUAACAUGGGGAGUAAAGUUAAACUAAAGUGGCGCCGGAAGAAACACAUUUUUAAAGGGGAAACGCGUUUCUGUUGUCACUGUUUCGCCCCGCUGUAAUUUUUUAUUUUCAGGCAUUUUCGUCCCCUCCACGUUUUCCCAGCUCGCUCCUCUUCCAGCAGACCCUCCCGUGUGCGUGAACUCUCCACGCUGUUUUUUUUUUCUUGUCAGAAUCGUGUUGAAUUUGUUGAAUCUACCUCAAAUACUCUACAUGAUAUCAUUUUUCCGCUGGGAGAAGACACCGACUGUUCAGUUAACGCAACUUUAUUCAAUCCGUCUUGUAACGCGAAAAACCCAAAGGGAUAAACGUUUAUUAUUGUGCGCAGUGGUGAUGGAAAUGUGCAUUAGAUG
Archocentrus centrarchus (flier cichlid) is the source of this 2161-nucleotide messenger RNA. RefSeq names its product heart- and neural crest derivatives-expressed protein 1. The transcript is spliced from 2 exons. The coding region runs from base 323 to 898 and encodes 191 amino acids. Lineage: Eukaryota; Metazoa; Chordata; Actinopteri; Cichliformes; Cichlidae. Gene Ontology annotation, biological process: regulation of transcription by RNA polymerase II; heart development. The record is from RefSeq and is a predicted model, not a curated record. Gene Ontology annotation, molecular function: RNA polymerase II transcription regulatory region sequence-specific DNA binding; protein dimerization activity; DNA-binding transcription factor activity, RNA polymerase II-specific.